Dromiciops gliroides (monito del monte) is the source of this 1258-nucleotide messenger RNA. RefSeq names its product phosphomevalonate kinase (gene PMVK). Gene Ontology annotation, cellular component: cytoplasm. Lineage: Eukaryota; Metazoa; Chordata; Mammalia; Microbiotheria; Microbiotheriidae. Gene Ontology annotation, biological process: isopentenyl diphosphate biosynthetic process, mevalonate pathway; cholesterol biosynthetic process. The transcript is spliced from 5 exons. The coding region runs from base 39 to 656 and encodes 205 amino acids. Gene Ontology annotation, molecular function: phosphomevalonate kinase activity. The record is from RefSeq and is a predicted model, not a curated record.
ACCUGGUACGGGGCUGUUUGGGUUUGGGGGGGGUUCCCAUGGCUCCGAAGGCCGAGUCCCCGCGGCUGGUGCUCCUGUUUAGCGGCAAGAGGAAGUCCGGGAAGGACUUCGUGACCGAUGAGUUGCGGAGCAGGCUGGGGACGGACGUGUGUGCUGUGCUUCGGCUCUCUGGACCCCUCAAGGAGCAGUAUGCCCAGGAACAUGGCCUGGACUUCCAGAGACUCCUCGAUGCCAGCAGUUACAAAGAGGCUUUUCGGCAGGACAUGAUCCGCUGGGGAGAGGAGAAGAGGAAGGCUGACCCAGGCUUCUUCUGCAGGAAGAUUGUGGAGGGGGUCCCCCAGCCUGUCUGGCAGCUGGUGAGUGAUGUUCGCCGGGUGUCAGACAUUCAGUGGUUCCAGUCCUCAUUUGGUGAUGUGACCCAGCUAGUCCGGGUGGUGGCAUCAGAGGAAAGCCGGCAACAGCGGGGUUGGGUGUUCACAGCAGGAGUGGAUGAUGCCGAAUCAGAAUGUGGCCUGGACCACUACGGAACAUUUGAUUGGGUCAUUGAAAACCAUGGUGAAGAGCAGAAGCUGGAGCAGCAGUUGGGGAAGCUGGUGGACUUUAUCCACAGUAAACUGCAGCCCUCAGGGUGUGAGGACUGGGCUGAGGGCAGCUGACUCCCGAGGACAGUGAGGGCAGGUGUAUGCACCGGGGAGAGGGGGAGGACCCACGUACUGAGGCUGCUGUUGUUCUCUCUGCUGAACCAUCCUGGGGGGAGGCCACAGGGCCGAGGCUGGAUGCCAGUGCUGUGGACGUUUGGGUGUGCAGCCUGACGAUUCUGGAUCUGCUCCCCUGAUGCAUACAGUAAUUAAUCCCUGACUCUGGGGCUAGACUAAGACUGAAAGAGUAGAAAGUCAGGAUGAAGUGAACGUGGCCUCAAAGAACAUGGAAAUAUUAUCAGCGAUCUCCAGAUGGCUCCUUGGGGUUCAAAGGAGCACUUCAUAGACUUUGGGCCCCAUCACCCAGAGCUCCAGAGACCCUGUGGUUUAGACAGAGAUGUCAGUCACGGUAACGAUGAUUGACAUUCAUAAACCUUGGCAAGCCGAGGGCACACUCGCUGCUGGGCUGGCAUCUGAUCUCUCAACUGCAGCUUGUUCUUUUCUUUAGGGUCUGGGUUGGGCUGAGGGUGGGGUGAGGUGGUGGGGAGAGAGACCUUGGAAGAAGGCUGGGGUUGCCCUUGUUACAGUUGGCUGGUCCUUCCAGAUCUGCGCUUCUCAAA